AUGGACGGUGUGAGCAAACAUUUCUUCUACCGUCCCUCCAAUGCGUACAUCAAGGGAUCGAGGAAGCGUCGGAUGAUACAGAGUGAGUGCCUGGAAGGAACUACGUGGCACAAGACUGGCAGAAGUUUGGGGAUUAAGGUCAACGGCCGGUACGCAGGCUGGAAGAAGGUGUUGGUGCUUCAUACCAGGUACGGCGACACCAGGUACAACACCAACUGGGUCAUGCACCAAUACCACCUCGGAGAGCAACCCGAAGAGAAGACGGGAGUGCUGGACGCCUGCAAGAUCUUCUACAAGACGGAGAAAAGGACAAAGUCAAGGACAGUGCGUUAG
Messenger RNA from Aegilops tauschii subsp. strangulata, 333 nucleotides. Its product is annotated as NAC domain-containing protein 75-like. The record is from RefSeq and is a predicted model, not a curated record. Gene Ontology annotation, molecular function: transcription cis-regulatory region binding; DNA-binding transcription factor activity. Gene Ontology annotation, cellular component: nucleus. Lineage: Eukaryota; Viridiplantae; Streptophyta; Magnoliopsida; Poales; Poaceae. Gene Ontology annotation, biological process: regulation of DNA-templated transcription.